AUGACCUCCUACCGCCCCGCGCAGCACGACGGCGCGGAGCCGCCUGCCGCCCGGCCCGCGGACUGCUAUCCGCCGGGAUACCGGGCGCAGAACGGCGGCGUGCCGCCGGCGGGCGCGGCCGUGCCCAAGAUGGGGGUGCGCGCCCGCAUCGCCGACUGGCCCCCCAAGAGAGAGGCGCCCAGGGAGCCGGCCGCGCCGAGCCCGUGCAGGGAGGCGGAGGCGGCCGCCGGCAGGGAGGCCGCUCCGCUCCGCGGCCUCCCGAACGGGCAGCAGCCGGCCGGCGGCGGCGGUGGCGGCGGCGCGGGGCUCAAAGCCCUGCAGCGCCCGGCCCGGCGCCGCUCCAAGGACGUGGAGUUUCAGGAGGGCUGGCCGCGGUCGCCCGGCCGGGGCUUCGCCGCGCUGCGCCACCGGAGCAACAGCGAGAUCACGCUGAGCGAGUGCGACCCGGAGGAGCCGCCGGAGCCGCGGGGGGCCAGGCUGGCGGGCGGCGCGCCGCUCUUCCGCGAGUACGGCAGCACGUCCUCCAUCGACGUCCAGGGCGUCUCGGAGCAGAGCUUCUUCGACAUGCUCAACGAGUUCCGCAACGGGCGGCCGGAGCCGCGGGCCGCGACGCCCCAGCGCCUCGGCGACCCGCCGCGCGCCGAGCCCGCCGGCGCCGCGGGGCUCUGCCCGGCCGGCGCUGCCAAGGCGGACGCCAGGAACGGGCCGGCGCCGCCCCGCGACGAGCCGCCCUCGCAGCCGAAGGAGAAGCCGCGCAAGAAGGGCCCCAAGGGCGAGGCGGGAGGCGACUCCAUCUUCAAGAAGCUGCGGAGCAGCCGGAACGAGGGGGAGCCCGGCAGGGAGCCGGAGGAGGGCCGGGCGGCCGAGGCGGGCAAGGCCUGGGUGUGCCGGAAGAGCUUCGCCCACUACGACGUGCAGAGCAUGCUCUUCGACCUCAACGCCGUGGCCACCAACCGCGCCGUGGUGGCCCAGCGCAGGAACACCACGACGGGCGCCUCGGCCGCCUCGGCCGUCUCGGCGGCCAUCUCGCGCGCCUACGGGCUGGGCGGGCUGGAGCCCGCCUUCGCCAGCACCGAGGACCUCAACUGCAAGGAGAACCUGGAGCACGACCUGGGCGACAACAACAGCAACGACCUGCUGCUCAGCUGCCCCCACUUCCGCAACGAGAUCGGCGGCGUGAGCGAGCGCAACGUCAGCUUCUCCAGGGCCUCGGCCGGCUCGCCCGGCGUGCCGGCGCCCGACGGUGGCUUCCCGGAGCCCUCGCUCGGCGCGCGCUGCACCAACGCCAGCAUCUCCGUGCUGGAGGUGCCCAAGGAGCUGCAGAGGAACCCCGGGCGGCUCAAGCACUACAGCGUCGAGCACGUGGACCUCGGCGCCCGCUACUACCGGGACCAUUUCCACAGCAAAGAGCACUCCAACUACUUCGGGGUGGACGAGAAGUUGGGCCCGGUGGCCGUGAGCAUCAAGCGGGAGAAGCUGGAGGAUCACAAGGACCACGGCCCCCAGUACCAGUACAGGAUCAUCUUCCGGACCAGCGAGCUCGUCACCCUGCGCGGCUCCAUCCUCGAGGACGCCACUCCCACCACCACCAAGCACGGGACAGUCCGCGGGCUGCCGCUGAAGGACGCGCUCGAGUACGUGAUCCCCGAGCUCCACAUCCACUGCCUGCGGCUCGCCAUGAGCACGCCCAAGGUCGCCGAGCAGCUCCUGAAGCUCGACGAGCAAGGGCUCUGCCGAAAGCACAAGGUUGGCAUCCUGUACUGCAAAGCCGGGCAGAGCUCGGAGGAGGAGAUGUACAACAACGAGGAAGCGGGGCCGGCCCUGGAGGAGUUCCUCUCCCUCCUCGGCGAGAAGGUGUGCCUGAAGGCCUUCAGCAAGUACGCCGCCCAGCUGGACACCAAGACCGACUCCACGGGCACCCACUCCCUGUACACCACCUACCAGGACUACGAGAUCAUGUUCCACGUCUCCACCAUGCUCCCGUAUACCCCCAACAACAGGCAGCAGCUGCUGAGGAAGAGGCACAUAGGAAACGACAUAGUUACGAUCAUCUUCCAAGAGCCCGGAGCGUUGCCCUUCACUCCCCAGAACAUCCGAUCGCACUUCCAGCACGUCUUUAUCAUCGUCCGCGUGCACAGCCCUUGCACGGACAGCGUUUGUUACAGCGUGGCUGUGACCCGAUCCAAAGACGUCCCGCCCUUCGGGCCGCCCAUCCCCAGCGGCGUUACUUUCCGCAAGUCCGACGUCUUUAGAGACUUCUUGCUGGCCAAGGUGAUCAACGCGGAGAACGCCGCCCACAAGUCGGACAAGUUCCACACCAUGGCGACGCGGACGCGGCAGGAGUACCUGAAGGACCUGGCCGAGAACUGCGUCACCAACACGCCCAUCGACUCCACCGGGAAGUUCAACCUCAUCUCGCUCACCUCCAAGAAGAAGGAGAAGACGAAAGCCCGGGCGGGGGCAGAGCAGCACAGCGUGGGAGCCAUAGCGUGGCGCGUCUCCGCGCAGGACUUUGCCCAGGGGGCAGAGAUUGACUGCGUCUUGGGUAUCUCCAACGAGUUCGUCGUCCUGCUCGACCUGAGCACCAAGGAGGUGGUGUUCAACUGCUUCUGCGGGGACGUGAUCGGCUGGACCGCCGACGUUUCCACCAUCAAGAUCUUCUAUGGCGGGGACCAUGUUUUCAUCCGGGCAGCUGAGGGCGGCCCCGAUGACAUCAAAGAGAUCGUGCAGAGGCUCAAGGUUAUGACCUCCGGCUGCGAGACCGUGGACAUGACCCUGCGGAGGAACGGGCUGGGCCAGCUGGGCUUCCACGUGAAGUACGACGGCACCGUGGCCGAGGUGGAGGACUACGGCUUCGCCUGGCAGGCCGGCCUCCGGCAGGGCAGCCGGCUCGUGGAGAUCUGCAAAGUGGCCGUGGUGACGCUCACCCACGACCAGAUGAUCGACCUGCUGCGGACGUCCGUCACCGUCAAAGUCGUCAUCAUCCCGCCGCACGAGGACGGGGCGCCUCGCCGGGGCUGGGCCGAGUCGCUGGAGGCGAGCGGCGCGGAGCACAAGGCCGAGCCGGAGAGCUUGCCGGCCAGCUGCCGGCCCCCGUACCGCAGCAACUCCGCGUGGCAGUGGAGCGGCCCGGCCUCGCACAACGCGCCGCCGCCCGGGCACGCGCCGUCCCUCGGCCGCGCUCCCAAGCAGCCCGCCGCGGUCCCGUACCGCGAGCCGCAGCCCCUGCACGGCAAGAGGCCGGUGAGCUUCCCCGAAACCCCCCACCCCACCUCGUCCUCACCGGCCGGAGCGGAGAGGGUCCAGCCCUACCGGCAGCCCUCGGGCAGCUUCUCCACCCCCGGCGCCGGCGGAGCCGCCUACGCCCGCUAUAAGCCGUCUCCGGAGAGGUACGCGGCCUCGCAGCGGCCGCUGCUGCCCUUCGAGCCGCACGCCGGCCACGACGCGGCGUCCAGCGGCGACUCCUCGUCCGGCGGCCUCACCAGCCACGAGAGCACCAUGGAGAGGCACAAGCCGGAGCCGCUGUGGCACGUGCCGGCGCAGUCCAGGCUCCCCUCCGCGGCGGGCAGCGGCGGGAGCAAGCGGCCCGGCCGGCAGGAGCUGGCGGGCAAGGACUCUCCCAACCGGCAUGCGAAGGGCGAGGCGCAGUACUCGAGCCACUCGAGCAGCAACACGCUGUCCAGCAACGCCUCCAGCAGCCACAGCGACGAGCGCUGGUUCGACGGCGCCGACGGCGCCGAGGCCGAGCCGGACCCGCUCUCCAAAGGCGGCUCCAGCGACAGCGGCAUCGACACGGCGCUCUACGCCCCCAGCCCCGGCCCCAAGCCCUCGCGCCCGGCGCCGCAGCGCGACAAGCUCCCCCGGGCGCCCUACGCCGCCUUGCAUGAGAACGGCGCGCGCCCCGCCGACAAGCAGAGAGAGCCGUCGCCCGCCGGCCCGGGCAAGGGCUACCGGCCCAAGCUGUACGCGCCGGCGGCCUCAGCCCCCGGGAGCAGCCCCGACCCCUUCAAGCAGCCCAGCGGCCUGAACUCGCGGCCGGGUUAUCCCGCGUACAAAGCGCCCGCGGCCGAGACGCCCCGGCCCGCGCCCGCCUCCCAGCCCGGCUCCUUCCAGCUCUCGGCCUCGGUGCCCAAAUCCUUCUUCUCCAAGCAGACGGGCAGGAGCAAGCACGCCGCGGGGCGGAAGCGCGCCGACGAGCCCCCCACCCGCCCCGCGGCCUUCGCGGACCCCAAGAAGCAGGUGGACGCCAGCACCAAGAACGUGUUCGGGCAGCCGCGGCUGCGGGCCUCGCUGCGCGACCUCCGCUCCCCCCGCAAGAGCUACAAGUCCACCAUCGAGGACGACCUCAAGAAGCUCAUCAUCAUGGACAGCUCGGCCCCGGAGCCGGAGCGAGCUGGGUCGCCGCAGAAGGCUCUGCAGCGGACGCUGUCGGACGAGAGCCUGUGCAGCGGGCGGCGGGACGCUGGCUACGCCGGCGCAGCCUGCUUCGAGCAGCCGCUGGCCGCCGACGUCCUCUUCAGCAGCGCCUACCCGUCCAGCACGCUGCCCGCCCGCCGGCAGCACCCGCCCGCCGGCAGCGCCAGCCUCCCCGAGAAGAAGUCCACGAUUUCCGCCUCGGAGCUGUCGUUGGCGGACCCGCGGGACAGGCCCGCGCGGCGCAUCGACCCGGGGAUGAUGCCGCUGCCCGACACGGCGGCGGGUCUCGAGUGGUCCAGCCUGGUCAACGCGGCCAAAGCCUACGAA
Molecule: messenger RNA, 4743 nt
Organism: Rhea pennata
Lineage: Eukaryota; Metazoa; Chordata; Aves; Rheiformes; Rheidae
Product: signal-induced proliferation-associated 1-like protein 3
Biological process (GO): establishment of epithelial cell polarity; regulation of small GTPase mediated signal transduction; activation of GTPase activity
Cellular component (GO): Golgi apparatus; cytoplasm; plasma membrane
Molecular function (GO): protein binding; GTPase activator activity
Source: RefSeq, a predicted model, not a curated record